Rotaria sp. Silwood1 is the source of this 237-nucleotide messenger RNA. The record is from the annotation of a GenBank genome assembly. Lineage: Eukaryota; Metazoa; Rotifera; Eurotatoria; Philodinida; Philodinidae.
AUGCAUUCUCUCGGUAUAGACAUUGGUACGACAUCAUGUAAAAUUUGUGUUGUUUCAACAUCAUCAUCAAACGAAAAUAAUCGUAUUAUCUUUACAGAACAACUGGCUCAUAAUGCUCAUAUUAUUCAAAAAGAAUUUGCUUCAUUUGAUGAACAAUCUCCAUCACAAAUUCUUGAAAUUGUUGAUAUUCUUCUAGAGAAAUCAGGCAGUGCUUUAAUGAGAAAUCAUGUUUUAUAA